AUGGCCGCCGCCGCCACCACCAGCUCUGCGGCCGCGCCCGUCUCCCUCGUUGCGGCCAACCCGAAGUACCACAACGCGAAGGUGGACCCGGGUGACGAGGACGUGGAUGGGGAGGAUCUCCUGCAGCGGUUCAACUCGCAAGUGUACCGCGUGGGUGUCAAGGAGGAGAUCAGGCGGCGGCGGAGGCACGAGGACGCGCAGGACAAACGAAAGUCAGCGGCGAGGAGGUUCCGCCGCAAGUGCGUUCUUGAUCGAUAUGUUUUGUCGAUUCAUGCAUACUAG
Miscanthus lutarioriparius is the source of this 282-nucleotide messenger RNA. The record is from the annotation of a GenBank genome assembly. NCBI's taxonomy places the organism in Eukaryota, Viridiplantae, Streptophyta, Magnoliopsida, Poales, Poaceae.